Dalotia coriaria is the source of this 1851-nucleotide messenger RNA. RefSeq lists its product as uncharacterized. Lineage: Eukaryota; Metazoa; Arthropoda; Insecta; Coleoptera; Staphylinidae. Gene Ontology annotation, molecular function: FMN adenylyltransferase activity. The transcript has 3 exons. Gene Ontology annotation, biological process: FAD biosynthetic process. The coding region runs from base 243 to 1565 and encodes 440 amino acids. The record is from RefSeq and is a predicted model, not a curated record.
ACUAUCUAUAUUAAUGCAUUACAUAAGUAAGUUUUGAUGUUUUACACGAAGUAGGUACGUUGAAAAUCUCACGUAACUUGAUUGAAUUGCUCGCAAUUUUGCACGUAAAUGUCGUGUCAGCUGGUCGUUGGUUCGUCUGGGUGCUUGAAUGGCUUGAAUAAAACACAAACCCAUCGAAAUGGAAACAGCACUCACUUGAAACCGCUGAUCGAGUGCGCAACUUUCUACUAACAAACGCGACAAUGUUCGCAUCAGCUGCUGUGAUUUUCCUUCAGAACCUUCAACAAGAUGACACAACACUUAGCAACCAUCAACAGAGAUUCAACAAAUUAUUGCAAGACAUCCAACAAAUCAGCUACAAAGUGCACAUACAUCACCUACGAGAAGACACCGACCUAGAAACGACCUUAACCGAAUUCUUAAAAUUACAUGACAUAGUGAUAACAAUUGGUAAUCUUACUGAGGAAUUAUUCACUGCAGUUGCUAAAGUUUACGAUGAGCAUUGGACUGAUGACUGUAAAGAAACCAGCAGGGAAAUUAAUGAGGAUUCUGACAGCAGUGAGUACAAGUACUUUCAGAUCAUCACGGAGCAACAGAAUCACAUCUUGAAACUACACAGGUUUUAUUUUAUUGAAUCUGACUGUGUGGAUUUGGAUUUUACUCAGCUUUUGAAACAAUUGAACAGUUUUACAAGAAAACCGGUGUAUUCAAAAGUGUUUCACUAUAAUAAAAGUGAUAAGAGAGCAAAUGAGUUUGUUGACAAGUUAAUAUCUCGAGAAAAUGGUGUCAGGUGUAAGAAACUAACAGAAAAUGAAGUGAUUGUUUCCUCAGGGAGUAUCGAAGAGAUAAAUGCUUUGCAUCAACACUUUGUGGAUAGCUACGAAGUGGAGAACAGUUUUGUUCUUGAUGAAUAUGAAGAGGAAAUCUUAAAUUCACCUUGUAUAUUCAUUCAAGAAGCAAUUCAAUACAUAAAGGAGUGUUUCGAUUUGUAUAAACCCGAAAACGUGUUUAUUUGCUUUAACGGCGGAAAAGAUUGCACGGUCUUGCUACACCUGAUGAUGUUAAUACUAAGAACAUACUACUCGAAUUUCAAUCGACCUGUUUUCUGCAUGUAUGUUCAAUCAAAGAAACCUUUCCCCCAAGUGACGGCCUUCAUAGAUAAAUUAAAAAAGUACUAUAAUCUCGAUGUACACACCUUGACACUGGGUAUUAAAGACGGUUUAGCUGCAAUCCUCCAGGAUAAACCCAACUUGAAGGCUUGUUUGAUGGGCACGCGACGCAGUGAUCCAUUUUCGGCGAAUCUGCGUCAUUUUCAAGCGACUGAUAACGGCUGGCCCGAAAUCAUGCGCGUCAGCCCGCUGUUGGACUGGGAGUUUGCGCACGUUUGGGAUUAUCUGCUAAGCUUCAAAGUCCCCUAUUGUUGCCUCUACGACGAAGGAUACACGUCCUUGGGGAACGUCGACAACACUCUAAAGAAUCCUCAAUUGCUGAACGAAGACACAGGCGCGUAUUACCCGGCUUAUCGGUUGCUAAAGAGCACCAAGGAACGAAGCGGACGCAUGUAGUUAAUAAAUUGUGUUGAUAGUAAGAAAAAGUGAUUAAAUUUUGAUAUAAAUAUAUAAAUAUUGCAAUGUUAUGCACAGAUUUGCAUGGGUAUUAAGGUAGGCGAGUUAUAAAACAAUUAAAUUGCAUAUUUUGUAUAUUUUACAAACACUUUUAGGCAAAGUAUCCACGAUAAUAUAUUUAUUACCAAUUAUUUUAAUGUUUUAACUAUAGAUUUUUUGUUUUUGUUAUUUAUAAGUUGUUUUAUUUUGUUUAUUUGAUAGUAAAUGAAUCUAUUGUUGUACUUAA